AUGCCCCCCAGCCUUUCCACCAAUGGUCUCAGCGGUCUCAAGUCAGUUGUAAUCCCAGUCUUCAAUGAGGUCCAGAGCAUUGGAGUGCUUGUGGACAGGGUCGCCUCAGUUUUGCAACGGAGGGGCUACACAUAUGAGAUACUCUGUAUUGACGACGGCUCAACUGAUGGCACCACCGGACUUCUGAGAGGUCUGGCCUCGCAACGUCGGGACCUGCGUACGAUCAUCCUGCGGCGCAACUUCGGACAGACGGCCGCGAUGUCAGCGGGCCUCGACGCCUCCGUGGGUGAUGUCAUCGUGACCCUCGACGCUGAUCUGCAAAACGACCCUGAUGAUAUCCCGAGGCUUGUGGAGCAUCUCCUAUACGGAGGUGAUAUAGGGGCGGAGUUGGCGGACGGGCGGGCUGGGGGGUCCGGGACAGUGCGGGACGAUGGGGGGUACGAUAUGGUGUGCGGGUGGCGGCGGGAGAGGCAGGAUGACGUCAUCAGGCGGGUGCCGUCACAGCUUGCGAAUUGGCUGAUUGGGCGAGUGACAGGGGUCCGCCUACACGACUGCGGCUGCAGCCUCAAGGCCUUCCGCGCCGACCUCGCCUCCGCCCUCCGCUUAUACGGCGAAACCCACCGGCUUAUACCCGCAAUCGCCGCGAUCGAAGGGGCCGCUAUUGCGGAGCUCCCCGUUCGGCACCACCCCCGUUCUUUCGGCUCGUCAAAGUACCCCCCCCUGGGGCGGACUCCCCGGGUGAUACUUGACCUGAUUUUGGUGGCCUUCCUUGCCCGGUUUAGAGACCGGCCGAUGCAGUUGUUCGGCUUCGUCGGGGGCGCUCUCUUGCUAGGCGCGGCCGGCUGCGCGGUGCACGGACUCUUCUACGUCUGGGCAGUCGCGCGGCACUGGGGACUCGCGAUCGCCUGGCCCUCGGCGGUGCCCACUCUAGUUCUCGCGCUCGAGCUGGGGGUGGCAGGUAUCCAGAUGGUGUUCCUAGGCCUGCUCGCAGAUAUCUGCAUCCGGAUAUACUUCGAGUCGCAAAACAGGGCGCACUAUAACGUACGGGAAGUAGUCUCGUCAACGUCAGGAGUUCGAUGAAAGAAAGAACUAACUUUUAGGAAAUGAACCUUGAUCGAAGUUAGGCAGGCGGCUUCUCUUGCCGAACAACUAUUUGUGAAUCAUUGAAUUGCUUUGGGGGCGAACCUGAUUUUGGAGGGCAGUAUCGGCUGCUGCGGUUUUGCCUACUGUAGCUUCGGUUGAGCGCAUAGGUCAUGCUCGCUAAAAGUUGUGUAGCUGCACAUGGUGCGUCCAUGUCCUCAAGUUUCGAGCUUACUUGGUACAUGCAGUCGUGUGACUUGCCGUACACGUGUUAGUUACUGAGUAUGGCACUCAC
Molecule: messenger RNA, 1375 nt
Organism: Klebsormidium nitens
Lineage: Eukaryota; Viridiplantae; Streptophyta; Klebsormidiophyceae; Klebsormidiales; Klebsormidiaceae
Source: the annotation of a GenBank genome assembly